CCCAUCUUUGAGUUGUGAAGGUACUCUUACCCAGCUCUCUCUAAGAAUACGGUUUCACCCCUUAGGAAGUGCUCUGUCUUGUAUAAGGAUGAGUCUCCAUCUAUUCUAUAGAAUGUGAAAAAGAGGUACAGUUAUUUAAGAAAUAAUAAGGCUAGGAGAGGCGGAGCACCUAAUCAGGACAAUUCAUAUUUCACAUUACUGAGUACGAAAGACUCCAUCACUUAGUAAUGCAGUUCAAUAGGAGAUGCACAUAGGAAUAGUAUCCUUAUUUUCAUUCAUUGUUACAUAUUUUACGGUUUACACGCUAAAUUUGUGUCUUUGAGACACUUGAAGCUAAGGGAAUUUUACCUCAGAAGUUCUUCCCAUGCAGGAUUUCAUACAAGAUGAGCAUUUUUCGAUGUCAAAAAUCAUCCGAAAAUCUUUUAUUUUGCUAGCUUUGUAAGUAAAGUAGGAUUCUUACCCUGAAUAGGGAAAUGGGAGUUCUUAAGCAGAA
Moneuplotes crassus is the source of this 493-nucleotide messenger RNA. Lineage: Eukaryota; Ciliophora; Spirotrichea; Euplotida; Euplotidae. The record is from the annotation of a GenBank genome assembly.